Messenger RNA from Haliotis rufescens (red abalone), 806 nucleotides. RefSeq names its product toxin CSTX-20-like. The record is from RefSeq and is a predicted model, not a curated record. The coding region runs from base 103 to 585 and encodes 160 amino acids. The transcript has 2 exons. Lineage: Eukaryota; Metazoa; Mollusca; Gastropoda; Lepetellida; Haliotidae.
GGUCCUAUGCAUUAAGUAACAUCUUCAUUCCAUGGGUAUAAAAGACCAACGGUACCUUGUGCCAUCACCAACAACUUCGACAGACCCCAAGACCCUAGCAAGAUGUUCAAGAUCUUCAUGUUCGCACUGUGCUUGGCCUGUGUGGCUGCGGCUGACCAAAUGUGCAAGUCAGACAGUGAGUGUGGCAGUGACGAAUGCUGCCUUCACCCCUUAUUCCACAAACGCUUCCUCUUCGACUUCGACACCGUCCACACCACCGGCAUGUGCUACCCCCGGGGCCAGGAGAAGGAGUUCUGCGAACCCCCCAUGGUUCACGACCCCUUCAACCCCAACCUUCACGAAUGGCACUGUCCUUGCAUGAGCGGCCUGGAGUGUCAUGGCGAGAAGGAACAUCACGCGAACGGCAUGCAUACAUACAGCAACCCACGUUGUCGAGCUACGACGAUGCCUACGACAAUGAUGCCUAUGACGAUGAUGCCGUCAACGAUGAUGCCUACGACAAUGAUGCCUACGACGAUGAUGCCUACGACGAUGACCAAUACCAACGGCGGGACACAGACGCCGAUGCAACCGAUAAUGACCUGAAACAACAGCGAACAACAAUGUCGACACUCAACUGACCUUCACUGUCGAUAUAUUAUUUGCCCUAAUGGCAGGAAGGUUAUUUUGGAAACUGGUUUGAUGAAAUCACGCUAACUGGGCAAUGUACCGAAAGGAAACACAAUUUCCAUUGCUCCUGGGAGUUUCCAAAUGAUUUUGUACAAUGAAUAUGGGCCGUGGGUGAAAAUAAAACAAUUGAUCUCAAG